Molecule: messenger RNA, 1230 nt
Organism: Colletotrichum orchidophilum
Lineage: Eukaryota; Fungi; Ascomycota; Sordariomycetes; Glomerellales; Glomerellaceae
Product: aminotransferase class-V
Exons: 4
Coding region: 1-1230 (409 amino acids)
Source: RefSeq, a predicted model, not a curated record
AUGUCGUCUCAAAUAGACAUCGCAGCCGUGAGAAGCAAGUUCCCGGCUCUAGGCCAAGACCAGGUCUUUUUCGAUAACGCAGGUGGAAGUCAGACGCUGGGUACCGUUAUUGAUUCUAUCCGGGAUUAUCUCACACAGACCAAUGUCCAGCUAGGCGCCUCAUACAAAGUCGGCCAGAAGGCGACUGCCUCCUACGGUGAAGGCUACCAGGCCGGAGCAAAGUACAUCAACGCAUCUUCUGACGAGAUUGUCUUCGGCGCUUCGACAACCCAGCUCUUCCGCAACCUAUCCCACACCCUUUCCUUCAGCAAAGGCGACGAAAUCGUUGUAUCAGCAGUCGACCACGAAGCCAACAUCGCAUCCUGGGUCGACCUCGCCGCCCGCCAGGGCCUCGAGCUGAAGUGGUGGAAGCCCUCGGACGCGACAGCGGCAACAACAAACCCAAAGCUCACCGCGGAGAACCUCAGGCCCUUACUCUCGGACAAGACCCGCUUGGUGACCCUCACGCACGCGAGCAACAUCCUGGGCACGAUCCACGACGUCGCCGCCGUGGCCGCCCUUGUCCAUGAGUCGACACCCAAGGGCCUCGUAUGCGUCGACGGCGUGGCGUACGCUCCGCAUCGCCCCAUCGACGUCAAGGCCCUCGAGGUCGACUUUUACGCAUUUUCGUGGUACAAGGUCUACGGCCCGCACACGGCGAUGCUAUACGCGAGCCGCGCGGUCCAAGACGGGCACAUGCGCUCUCUGGGCCACUUCUUCAACCCGAGCGAAUCCCUCGAAGGGAAGCUGGGACUUGCCGGGGGCAGCUAUGAGCUGGUUUCGGCCGUCCCGCGGGUGCUAGAGUACCUCGGUACCCCCGAUUCCGGGAGCUGGAAGGGCAAGAUUGAGCAAGAACGGCAGCUCCAGUCCACCCUGCUCGAAUACCUCAACAGCCGCGGCGAUACGACGAUCUACGGCGAGACAGAUGCCAGCAUCGAACGCCGUGUCCCGACUAUCAGCUUUAGAGUGCAAGGCUGGGGUACCAAGGAGAUCGUCAAUGCCGUAGAAAAUGAGUCCGAUUUUGCCUUCCGAUGGGGUCAUUUCUACUCGUACCGGCUCAUCGAAGAUAUUUUGCAAUUAGAUCCUACCGACGGGAUUAUUCGGGUUAGCAUGGUUCAUUACAACAGUCUCGACGAAAUCAGUGGUUUUAUUGCGGCCCUGGACAAGGCACUGCAACAAAAGGCCAAGUAG